AUGCCUGGGGGAAAGUUGCACUCACCCAUCUGGACACCGUAUGCCCUUUACGGCACGGUUGACUAUGUGUAUGGAUGGCCGGCGUGGGAUAAUCAUGUCGGUUUCUCAGCUGCACAGUCAUCCUUGAAUGCGGUGGAGAACGUCUUGUAUAUUUACUAUCUCGUUACCAUUAUUCGGAAUGGCGCUCAGGACCUCUUCAAAGCCCGCACUUUCGGAGAGUUCUUGGUUGGCUCAAAGUCCAAUACGGUAUCGGGGCCUGGAGUGGCCAAAGCAGUGCUGGUGUUGUUCGCAUCGACGGUAAUGACCUUGAGCAAGAGUGUCCUGUAUUGGCUCAAUGAGUAUUUCAGCGGAUUUGCAAACGUCGGACACAACACCGCUUACCGCCUUAUAGUGCUGUGGAUGAUUCCUAAUGGUUUUUGGUUGGUCUUCCCAACAUACAUGGUCUGGAUAUUAGGAAAGGAAAUCGUGGCUCACAUGGACCCAACGGAAGGCCAAUGA
Molecule: messenger RNA, 498 nt
Organism: Exophiala spinifera
Lineage: Eukaryota; Fungi; Ascomycota; Eurotiomycetes; Chaetothyriales; Herpotrichiellaceae
Exons: 2
Coding region: 1-498 (165 amino acids)
Source: RefSeq, a predicted model, not a curated record